Molecule: messenger RNA, 687 nt
Organism: Ctenocephalides felis (cat flea)
Lineage: Eukaryota; Metazoa; Arthropoda; Insecta; Siphonaptera; Pulicidae
Product: general transcription factor II-I repeat domain-containing protein 2B-like
Exons: 1
Coding region: 1-687 (228 amino acids)
Source: RefSeq, a predicted model, not a curated record
AUGGUACAAGUGUCGGAGAUAUAUUGUCCCGAAACGAAACAUAUUUUUGAAAAUUUAAGCCUUUCGAGAAGAACAAUAGUACGACGGAUUGAAAAUAUUUCAGGAAACUUACAGCUAAGAACAAAAAUUGCUGAUUUCACCUAUUGUUCUCUAGCUUUAGAUGAGUCCUGCGAUAUUUCUGAUACAAGUCAAUUAUUAAUAUUUAUUCGCGGCAUUAACAAGAAAUGUGAAAUUAGCGAGGAACUUCUUAGUGUGCAUCCAAUGAAAGGUACAACUACUGGUGAAGACUUCUUUCUCGCUGUUAAAGAGUGUUUAGUUAAAGUAAGUUUAACUUGGAAUAAAAUAGUAAGCGUCACUACGGAUGGUUGUCCUAGUUUAACAGGUAAAAAUGUAGGUUUACUUAAUCGAAUUUGCGACAAAGUAAAAGAGUUACAACCAGAACACGAUAUAUUAUUUUUGCACUGCAUUAUUCAUCAAGAAGUGCUAUGCAGAAAAGUUUUGAAAUUGAAUCACCUCGUUGUGACCAAAGUUGUGAAUUUUAUCCGAGGACGUGCCAUAAAUCAUCGACAGUUUGUUGAAUUUUUGAAAGAAAUUGAAAGUGACUUCUACGAAAUUCCUUAUUACACUGAAGCGAGAUUGGGAUUGGUAAAGUUUUGGACAGAUUUCAACAUUUGCUUGAUGAAAUAA